This is a messenger RNA of Diabrotica balteata, 2739 nucleotides long. Lineage: Eukaryota; Metazoa; Arthropoda; Insecta; Coleoptera; Chrysomelidae. The record is from the annotation of a GenBank genome assembly.
AAAUUGAACGUUUUACAGAGUAAAGAGUUAGUUUAAUUUUCACGAAAUUAUUUGUGUGUAGCUCAUUGUACCACAAAAAUCCUUCUUUACCAUAAUUAAUAAAGAAAUGGAUGGUGUGGGCCCUUAUUUUGGGAUAUUCGAUAAAUAUACUAGGAAAUUUUCAUUCGUGGAUGGAUUUUACCAGUUUUUGCAUAAAGGAUGUUUCAAACUGGCUCACAAAAAUGAAAUGGGCGAAUCAGAAUCCAAUUGCGACGAAGACUCCAUGAAAGUUCGUUCGGGAAGAUGUAUGAGUAUGCAGGCUAUGCAAGCACUGUUUGAGUUAAAAGAAAACAAUCAACUUUGUGAUGCUACUUUAAUUCUGGAUGACGGAUCCGAAGUACCGGUACACAGAGCAAUCUUAUGUGCUUGUAGUUCUUAUUUUAGGGCUUUAUUUACAUCAACUUUACAAAAUCGAGAGAAACAUAGAGUACAUUUAUCAGGAAUUACGUCAGAAAUGCUACACAAACUGUUGGUUUACAUAUAUUUAAGAAAAUUAGAUAUUAAUGAAGAUAAUGUAUACUCAGUACUGAUAACAGCGGAUUACUUAAGCAUUCUAGGAGUUCUCGAGAUAUGCUGUGAAUUUUUAGAAGAAAAUCUUACACCUAAAAAUUGUAUAGGAACCUUGAGUUUCGCUCAAAAUCAUUUUUGUCGAGAUCUAGCCAUUGAGACAUGGAAAUAUAUAAUGAAAAAUUUUCCACAGAUCGCCGUUGAAAGCGAUGAACUUUUAUCCCUAUCUUUGAAUCAGAUUCAAGAUAUUAUAAACUCUGAUGAGUUAAACGUAAAAAGUGAAGAAACUGUAUGGGAUGUAAUCCUAAGAUGGAUCGAUCACGAUACCGAAAAUAGAAGGAAACAUAUUGUUUCAUUGAUGAAAUGUAUAAGGUUGGGGUUGCUGGAUACCCAAUUUUUUUUGGAACAUGUGAAGGAACAUCCCUACGUUUCAAGUUCAGAGGAAAGUCGGCCUAUGAUUAUCGAAACGUUGAAGUUUUUGUACGAUUUGGAAAUGAUCACACAUAGUCCGAAUAUCAGUAGCGGUAGUCAGUUCCUAAUAAUUUGGUCUCCUAGAGAUGGAGAAGUCAUAACACCUGAAAUAGCUCGUCCCAGAGUUCCUCACGAAAUCCUCUUCGCAAUUGGUGGUUGGAGCGGUGGAUCUCCAACAAACUUUAUCGAAACAUAUGACACACGAGCAGACCGAUGGGUCAAAGUCGAAGAAGUUGAUCCAGCAGGUUCUAGAGCCUACCACGGCACAGCUGUUGUCGGUUAUAAGAUUUACGUAAUCGGCGGAUUCGAUGGUAUGGACUAUUUUAAUUCAUGUAGAUGUUUUGAUGCUGUUACUAAAACCUGGAAAGAAGUAGCUCCGAUGCAUUCUAGACGAUGUUACGUUAGUACUGCUGUUCUUAAAACUACAAUUUACGCUAUGGGUGGAUACGACGGACAUAGUCGCAAAAAUAGUGCUGAGAAAUAUGAUUAUAGAACUAACCAAUGGACCCUUAUAGCUCCAAUGAACAUGCAGCGGUCAGAUGCAAGUGCUUGUAAUCUUGACGGCAAAAUUUAUAUAACUGGUGGCUUUAAUGGCCAAGAAUGCAUGCAUUCGGCGGAAGUGUAUGAUCCUGAAUUAAACCAAUGGUCAUUAAUAAGUCCAAUGCGAUCACGACGUUCUGGAGUAAGUUGUAUUGCUUAUCAUGGCUCAGUAUAUGUGAUUGGAGGAUUUAAUGGCAUAUCUAGAAUGUGCAGUGGAGAAAAAUAUAAUCCAUUAUCAAACAAUUGGUCACCCAUACCUGAUAUGUAUAAUCCUAGAAGUAACUUUGCCAUUGAAGUAAUCGACGAUAUGAUAUUCGCUAUUGGUGGUUUUAAUGUAUGUAUUGCAGGAGUAACAACAAUAUAUCAUGUCGAAUGUUACGAUGAUAAAACGAAUGAAUGGUAUGAAGCUACCGAUAUGAAUAUCUAUAGAUCAGCGUUAUCAGCCUGUGUUAUUGAUGGAUUACCAAACGUUCAUGACUAUAUACACAAACAUAGAGAUAAACUCAUGGAAGAAAAACGACAAAAGAUGAUAGCAUUAGAAAAUCAUCGAAAUCUUGUGAAUGAUCAAAAUAAAACAAUAAUCACGAGAACAUAGCAGCGGCAGUGAACGCAAACAUACAACAACUCAACAUUCUGCAACAAUUAAAUGGUCAUUUAAAUCCAGCUCUACCGCCAGCACACGUUCCCGAUCCGCUUCCUAUGCAAGUCGAGCCAGACGAAAACGAAGAACACUGAAACCAUUACGCUCGUUAUGUUAUUUUCAGAUUACAAAUUAUAAGUACGUUAUUAAAAUGCAAUGUUGCGAAAAAUGUUUAACAAUCAUAAACCAAACAUUCUUAUAUUUCCGUAAGAGACAAACAUGUAUUUUAAAAUAUAGAAUCAUUGAGUCUCGUUAAGAAAAUAUCCUCUUACGGCCUCGUUAAGUAAAACUGAUUGGAAAGAGAUCACCGGAAAAAUAAUACCUUGUUUCUAGUUAUUCUAUUUGCAUUUGCGUUGCAGAAAUUGUAUUUUUAAUUUCUUUAACUCAAAAUUAGUAAAAUACAAUAGUCCUAUUUUACAUUAAAUAUUAUUGUCAAUUUUUCACAUUUUACAAAUUUAUCAAUGCUUUUACACUGUUUUACUUAUUGUAUUAAACAUUCAUUUGUAUAGAAUAUAUAAUAAUAAAAAUAUAAAACUCCUUAU